GUCUCAGGGACAAAAGUGAAAGUCUGGCCUGGUGAAAGUCGUCACUGGAUCGACAACCAAUCAGAGUGCUCUACUUCUGAGCCAAUCACACCAAAGGUUCUGACCAAUCAGAUUUAUCGUUGUACAGGCUACAAUAACGUAUAAAAAUGACGCGGCAGGUUCGUAAUCAUUUCUCGUUGCAAACAUCGAGUCAGACCGUCAGUGAUGGCACGUACCAAGCAGACCGCCCGUAAGUCCACUGGAGGCAAGGCCCCCAGGAAGCAGCUGGCCACCAAGGCCGCUCGCAAGAGCGCCCCGGCCACCGGAGGUGUCAAGAAGCCCCAUCGUUACAGGCCCGGCACCGUGGCUCUUAGGGAGAUCCGUCGUUACCAGAAGUCCACCGAGCUGCUCAUCCGCAAGCUGCCCUUCCAGCGCCUGGUCAGGGAGAUCGCCCAGGACUUCAAGACCGACCUGCGCUUCCAGAGCUCUGCCGUCAUGGCUCUGCAGGAGGCUAGCGAGGCCUACCUGGUCGGUCUCUUCGAGGACACCAACCUGUGCGCCAUCCACGCCAAGCGUGUGACCAUCAUGCCCAAGGACAUCCAGCUGGCCCGUCGUAUCCGUGGCGAGCGUGCUUAAACACCUACCCUGAACGAACUAACCCCGGCCCUUUUCAGGGCCACCCACAUCCUCUGAAAGAACUAUGUUGUCCACCUUUUGCCACUGCGUGCUUUCUGAUUAAACUCACGUUAAGUUCUUGUGUUUCUAUUUCUGUAAAGCGUAUAUCACAGUAGGGUCCAAUAGUGGGACCAUGCAUAUCCAGGUGAACCAAAAAUCAGUAGGUGGGGUACAGACUCGGGUAUUAUGGGCUUUCACAUAUUAUUAGGCUAUAUGCAGAUGAACAACGUAUUUAUUUCUUUUUCUGGUCGGCCGAUGUUUUAACCUUCCAAACAUCGUUUGUUGUG
Messenger RNA from Branchiostoma floridae (Florida lancelet), 941 nucleotides. Its product is annotated as histone H3. The coding region runs from base 205 to 615 and encodes 136 amino acids. Gene Ontology annotation, cellular component: nucleosome. The record is from RefSeq and is a predicted model, not a curated record. The transcript has a single exon. Lineage: Eukaryota; Metazoa; Chordata; Leptocardii; Amphioxiformes; Branchiostomatidae. Gene Ontology annotation, molecular function: DNA binding; structural constituent of chromatin; protein heterodimerization activity.